Messenger RNA from Danio aesculapii, 4561 nucleotides. RefSeq names its product terminal nucleotidyltransferase 5C (gene tent5c). NCBI's taxonomy places the organism in Eukaryota, Metazoa, Chordata, Actinopteri, Cypriniformes, Danionidae. The transcript is spliced from 2 exons. The record is from RefSeq and is a predicted model, not a curated record. The coding region runs from base 126 to 1301 and encodes 391 amino acids. Gene Ontology annotation, biological process: mRNA stabilization. Gene Ontology annotation, molecular function: poly(A) RNA polymerase activity; RNA binding.
GGCGUUUGACGAGUGAACAGAUGGAUGGAGGUGCUGCUGCUAAACCUUAUUUGACGUCCACUACUUUGUGCCAACCACGUUGCUGAGCACUUCAGGUGGAUUUCUCGAGAACAGAAACUGCAUAGAUGGCAAACAUGGCCUCAGCCUCAACCUCAUCCAGCAGUGAAAGUAAGUCACAAAGUGUGCUUACCUGGGAGCAAGUGAGCCGCUUGAACGAUGUGCUGACAGAGGCCGUGCCGGUUCACGGACGUGGCAACUUUCCCACCCUCGAGGUCCGGCUGAAGGAUAUUGUACAGAUGGUGAGAAACCGGUUGGAGCUGAGAGGCAUUAUGGUUAAAGAUGUGCGUCUGAAUGGCUCCACGGCCAGCCAUGUGCUGGUUAAGGACAUUGGCUGGAGCUGCAAAGACCUGGACGUCAUCUUCAGGGUAGACCUUCCUCGGGAAGAGGAGUUCCAGCUCAUCAAAGAUGUGGUCUUGAGCACUUUGUUGGACUUUCUACCAGAGGGUGUGAAUAAGGAGAAGAUCACCCCGAUGACCCUGAAAGAGGCCUAUGUACAGAAACUGGUCAAAGUUUACACCGAGCAGGACCGCUGGUCCCUCAUCUCGCUGUCCAACAACAAUGGCCGCAAUGUAGAACUAAAGUUUGUGGACUCGAUCCGGAGACAGUUUGAGUUCAGUGUGGACUCCUUCCAGAUUAUUUUGGACUCUGUGCUGUCAUACUAUGACUUGUCAGAAAACGCCAUGUCUCAGCACUUCCACCCUACGGUGGUCGGGGAGAGCAUGUUUGGUGACUUUGACGAGGCUCUGAAACACCUCAGGGAAAAGACCAUUGCCACCAAACGCCCAGAGGAAAUCCGUGGUGGUGGUUUGCUCAAAUACUGCAACCUCCUGGUGAGAGAAUUCAAGCCUACAGAUCCAGAUGAAUUUAAGGCUCUGGAACGCUACAUGUGCUCCCGUUUCUUCAUUGACUUUCCCGACAUUGUUGAACAACAGCGCAAACUGGAGGCUUAUCUUCAAAGCCACUUCAUUGGUGAGGAGAAGAAUAAGUACAACUACCUCAUGAUCCUGCGGCGGGUGGUGAACGAGAGCACUGUGUGUCUCAUGGGGCACGAGAGACGGCAGACGCUGAACCUCAUCUCGCUGACGGCGUUCAGGGUGCUCGCCGAGCAGAACGCUAUACCUGAUGUGUCCAGCGUCACCUGCUACUACCAGCCGGCUCCGUAUGUCAAAGAUCUGAACUUCAACAACUACUAUGUGGCCUCUUGUAACCAGUCCAUUCCAACUUGGUUGCCUUGUAACUAAGACACAAAGGAUGCUUAUUUGAAGACUAAAUCCAUCAGUUGGUCAGAACGCCAGAUAACUGGUCAUAAGGGAAGUUUCCUUCUGUAGACAUAAAGGAUGUUUAAAAUAUCAAAGGUUUUUUUUUUCUUUUCUUUUUUUUUUCUAUUUUUAAUUCCUUCUCUGCAGAGGUGCCAAGACAUUUCUAAUUCAAAGUGAUAUAUUUUAGUGAUUUGAAUGAUAUUAUUAUUAUUUUUUUUACUUUAAUAUGAAGUUUCAGAUUUGUUUGUUGCUCUCAUCUGUCCCUUAUCUGAGAGAUUUAUUUUGCAUAUUGAAGAGAAACAAAUUCCCAAAGUGCCUUAAUAGAUUCUAACCCCAAAAGUAAAGCGUAUUGGGACAAAUUUAUAUAUUUCCUGUGUGUUACAAAAUAUAAAUGCCAAAAAAAUAUAAUAAUGUUCUUAGAAAUUUGGAGAAAAAAAAUACAAAAAAAUGUUUGAAAGGAAAAAUAUAUGAAAAAUGUGAGCACAGGUGAAUUUGGUGUUCUAGGACUCGCGUUAUCAGGAGCUUUUGUUUGUUUUUUUUGGUACACUGGUGGGCAGCUAAAUUCUUUUCGUUUCCAUUAAUAGAAAUGUGAGCUGAACCAUGUUAAAGUAUUCAAAACGAUGUGCUUCAGUUUGCUGUGUGGAUGCGUUUUGGAGAAAUUGUUCAAUUUGUCAGGAUGUUCAGUCUUGGAAGUUACAUCAGUGAGGAGACUGAAAUCAAAAUUGGCUGCAGCGUGUACGAAAAGUUCCUUUUUUUCCCAUAAUGCAGCAGGAGCAGAAACAAGUCCAUUUAAUGAUUCAGAUUACGUGAGUCUACUAGUUAAACUUUCCUCUCCUCAUUAACAUUGUGUUCAUGUUGGAAGAGAUCAUGCUUGUCCAUACAAGGAUCAUCUGUUUGACGAUCUGUCCUCCUGAGCUUUUUGCGGCCAUUAGCAGACUUAGCACUGCUAUAUGUAACGAGACCUCCAGCUAACAGCAUUGCCAAGCCAAAUGGUGUCACAACGCUCUAAAAUUAUCCCUUCCUGCAGCUCUCAGGAUGUGCCUUGAAUGGACAGCAUGUGGGGUGGAAUUUCUAGUGAGCCGACUGUCUGUCCUGUGCUUCUGACUAGCGUCACUGUACAUGAGAAGUGAUCGAUGGUAUGUCACGCAGCCUUUUCUGGUAAUUGAGGUCUGGGAGGAGUUACAGACAUACCCGUGCUCAUUCAAAUGGACGUAAAAGCAUGCCAGAGUGGAUUCCAUUCCAGUUUUGGAUCUAAUUGAUGUUGCUGAACUUGCGGUUCUUCUUGAUUGGGUUUUAGUGUCUCCUCUCUUGGUCCGUUUGUCUGUGAAUUUGAUGUGAAGGCUUUAAGGAACAGCGCAUUUAUCAGCUGGGUUAUUUUGUGCAUAAGACCGUAUUAAUUUGUGAUUGCCUAUUCUUGUCUGUCUGUCUUCGAUCCACCCACCCUUUCCCCAUAAUGCACACGUGUAGAUCCUCUUUCGACAUCGGCCCAUUCAGAGAAGUCUAUUACUCUGCUAGCUACUCUUACGUAAUGGCCGACAGCUGCCCCCCUGCCCCUCAGGUUUCCUCUGCUCACGCGCUACAGCUCCUCCUGCUUCAGCUUGUACAAGCCUAUAUGCACCAGAUAACUAUGAGAGCCACGUUCCUUCUGUUAUCUGCCCUCACAGACUUCUAGGGUCACACAGCCUCCCUCUUACUGGUUCACACCCUAAAGCGCACGAGCCGGAAUGGAUUUUUACUCCUACGUCAGUUUAGGUUAGUUUUUUUUUUUUUUUUUUUCUUCUUCUCCCCCUCCCUCUCGGCCUCCCAUACCUGUCUUGCUGUGUAUUUUAGGACUGUGGACCAAUGUUUAAACCAGCAACAUGAGCACAUAUGUGCCUUUUAUUUUAUUUUUUUUUGUCGACAUCCAUUUGAGCUUUGCUUAGAAUUCAUGAAAGCAUCUAAAGACCUUGUAGCUCAAUCCUGUCUGGUUUCAGAACAGUUUGGCACCAUUAACUUUCUACAGUCGAUUUAACAAGGGUGAUGAAUUGAAUCUGAAAAGUUACACUUUUUUUUUUUUUUUUUUUUUUUUUUUUUUCGUCGUCCUCCUCCCCCAUGUGUAGUGUUCCAGUCAUUCCAGCUGUUGUCAUUUUUCACGUCUUCUCUACGUCACCCUCCUAAUCAAAGCAAUUACUGUGCACUGCAUUCUCAAAAGGCUAAAUUGUUGAAAUACCCAUGUCAAUAAAUGCACUUUACAGGCCUUGUCAUACUCCAAAGCCCUGUGAGCACACAAGCUGUAAGGUUGUGUGUGUCUGGGGGACAUGAAGGGCUACCGUGUCACAGAAUUUGUUCUACAAACUACUUGACGUGUAAAAUGCAUUGUUAAUGAGAUUUUUUGAUGUGCAUAACAUCAGAUCACCAGGAAAUACUCAGAGUAUUCAUCUGUAUAUUUGCCCAUUAGAGUUGCUCUUACCUUUUUGGCCUGUUUUUUUUUUUUUUUUUUUUUUGCCCCUUUUCAUUUUUGAUUUGUUAGUAUUUUGUAAUUGAGCAAAUAAACCUGACUAUUUUUAUUAUUAAUCUUGUCCAGAUGCGCUUAAUAUAGAUGAGGCCUGAUGUGAUGAGGCUUGGCUGAUUUCCUGUUUGAAGUCUGUAUGAAGUGCGUUUCAGGGAGUGUUUGAAAAUAGGAAAGCAUUCUUUUUGAGUUCUCCAUUUUCUUUUGUCCCCUUUUUUUUUUUUUAAUAAAUUAUGUCAGCUGUAAUUCCAGAUUCCUGCGUGUUAGCCUUUGAGAACACAAAUGUGUUGGAGCUUUUGUAACCCAGUUGUGUGUGUGGAAUGUUUAUUGAAUUUGAACAUGCUUGUCUAAAGUGCAAGUCUUGAUGAUUGAGGCCUUUUUGAAGCCCUUUAGCAACGUUGCAAGAAGAGUUGUGGAUUUCAGCAGAUCUUGUUUAUUUUUGUGAUCAUUUGUCUUGUUUGUCUGAGGAUGCUAAUGAUUGUGAGUUUAAAAAAAAAAAAAAGAAAAGACAAAUGGAAUAAGUCGCACUAUUGUUUUGAAAUCCUUAUGUUGGCUUACUGCCAGCGUGGUGAUCUAUGAUGUCGAUUCAUUUAUGCCAUUUUGUUUCUCAGCACUUUUUACCUCACUAUAAUUUUUCCUUUGGAUGGAAUUGAGAAAUAAGGAAAAUGUGUAUCAAGGGGAAAAAUAAAGUAUUGAAAGCCCAUUCUUUUUCAUGCUGUUUUCUUUGAAAUAAUAAAGUAAGUUAUUUUCUAUA